AUGAGGCCCUGUUUUCCUCAACCCCAACCCCUUCCAGCUUUUAUGGGCUUCCUGGGAACUCUUAUUAACAUUGGGGAAAACCUCAACGGAGAUUCGAGUCUCGAAGAUGCAUCCCGUUGCGGUCGGUCCACCGACGUUGUUUCGAGUGAUAUCAAGGUUCUAAUCGAAGAAGACUGGUCGCUACAGGUACGCGAAAUUGCGGAUAUACUGAAAAUAGGUUUUGGAACCGUUCAAAGGCAUUUAAAACUGCUUGGCUUAACAUCAAUUUGA
This is a messenger RNA of Nezara viridula (southern green stink bug), 270 nucleotides long. The record is from the annotation of a GenBank genome assembly. Lineage: Eukaryota; Metazoa; Arthropoda; Insecta; Hemiptera; Pentatomidae.